Messenger RNA from Ixodes scapularis (black-legged tick), 835 nucleotides. RefSeq names its product lactosylceramide 4-alpha-galactosyltransferase. Gene Ontology annotation, biological process: glycosphingolipid biosynthetic process. The record is from RefSeq and is a predicted model, not a curated record. Gene Ontology annotation, molecular function: hexosyltransferase activity. NCBI's taxonomy places the organism in Eukaryota, Metazoa, Arthropoda, Arachnida, Ixodida, Ixodidae. The coding region runs from base 1 to 786 and encodes 261 amino acids. The transcript has a single exon.
AUGUGGUUCAUCGAGUCGGGGAACCACAAUUUUCUCAACUUUCGGCAAGCCUGCUCCAUCGAAUCGGCGGCCCUGCACAAUCCGGGUAUCCCUAUUCGACUCCUCACCACAAGUACUUUGUCUCCGAACUGCAAAUACACCAACAUUCUCAAAGCGCUUCCCAACUUCCGAGCGGAGCUUCUGGAAAUCAGCAGCGCGUUCCACUCAACGCCAAUGGAUUCCUGGUACCGUAGCAACGCUUGGGCCGACAGCACUCACAAGACUGAACACAUCAGCGACGCGCUGAGGUACACAAUCCUCUGGAGGCACGGAGGCAUCUACAUGGACCUAGACGUAAUCAUGCUCAAACCGUUGAACGGUUUGACGAACUGCGUGGUGAUGAUGGACAAGAACAGGCCCAACAACAACAUCAUGAUCUUCGACAAGGACCACAGGUUCAUCACGGCCCUUAUGGACAACUGUCUCAAGGGCUAUGAUCCGGACGACUACAACACAUGUGGGCCCGGUCUCCUGCAGCAGAUGUACGAAGAUGGUGGUUCUCUAGCGACAGACAUGUCCUUCCUGAGGAAGGAGACGUUCCUCGCCAUUGACAUUGAGCGCAGCGGCUGGUUCUUCGACAGGGACCGCACAGCGUCGGUAUUUAAAGAAGUGCGCGAAAGCUACGGCGUGCACAUCUACAAUUCGCAGACAAAGAACAGAACGUUCGACAUCGGAUCGGGAUGUGCUUACGAACUGCUCGCUAUCAUGAACUGCCCUCGGGCGUAUGAAGCUCUAUCCUCGAGCUAGGCGUAGAGCUGUGGUACUUGAAUGACAGUGAGUGGUAGUCAAGGAAACA